Molecule: messenger RNA, 474 nt
Organism: Juglans microcarpa x Juglans regia
Lineage: Eukaryota; Viridiplantae; Streptophyta; Magnoliopsida; Fagales; Juglandaceae
Product: E3 ubiquitin-protein ligase UPL4-like
Exons: 3
Coding region: 1-465 (154 amino acids)
Biological process (GO): proteasome-mediated ubiquitin-dependent protein catabolic process; protein polyubiquitination
Molecular function (GO): ubiquitin protein ligase activity
Source: RefSeq, a predicted model, not a curated record
AUGGUGGUUUUAUUGCUAUUUUUUCAUUCUCAGGUUUAUGAAGUUCUGAAGUUGCUGAAUGAGCUCUACCUACUACAGCUAGAGAUCAAGAUGCUCAACAGGUGUUGGAUAAGGAAUUCUGUUUUAGUUAAUUCCCCCAGUCUUCUGCAAAAAUUCGGAAUGGAUAUACUUCCCUUGUUGAUCCAGGUAGUUAAUUCUGGUGCAAAUUUAUAUGUUUGUUAUGGCUGCCUUUCUAUUAUCAACAAGUUAGUUUAUUUCAGCAAAUCUGACAUGCUUCUUGAAUUACUUAAGAAUACCAACAUUUCAAGUUUUUUGGCCGGAGUGUUCACUCGAAAGGAUCAGCAUGUGCUCUUAGUAGCUCUACAUAUUGCUGAGAUGAUUCUGCAAAAGCUUUCUGAUAUUUUCCUGAGUUCAUUUAUCAAGGAAGGUGUCCUUUUUGCUAUUGAUGCAUUGUCAUUUAAGUAACUAUUAUGU